ACGAGGGCAGCGCGAAGGACGAUGUGGUGUCGCAGCCGGAACAUCAUCAAAUGGAGCAUGCGCUGCCGUUGACGCAACUGAUGCAAAAACUGCAGCAGCACGCGGGGGAGCACUCGUUGUUGCCGAUUUCGGUCAAAUACAGCAUGGAAAAUGAGGGAAAAAUGCCGGAUUUCGAACUCCUCGCACAGGAGACGAACGCGAAUUUUGGCAACAUCGUCACGCAACUGCUCACCAACCCGGAUUUGGCCAAGAGCGUCCGGUGGGACGAACUGUCGACCGAGGAUCAGCAGAUGCUGCGGUUGCACCUCGCCAUGUUGAAGACCUGUGCGGUGUCUGCGACGGGGAAUGAGCGGGUGUUCGUCCGCGAGCCCUGCCACCGAACCCUGACCAGCGAGCUUCUGUGCCCGAAUUUGAAAGGUCCGGCGGUCACCCCCCGGAAAAAGAAGAAGAAAACGUCGAAUGCAACUGCUUCGAGGCAAGGCGGAAUAAGUACGUCUAAACGGGACGAAAGGUCCACAUCUCCGGACAGCAGGCACAAGAUUCCGAUGUCGUCGCCCAUGCUUCGGAUGUUGGCGGAAACGAGAACCCCCGGGAGUUCUCCCGAGGACUGGCGAAGGAGAAACGAAGUCGCAAACACGACGAAACCGAGUUUGUACAUGGAAGAAUUUGCCUCCAGUGGGGACGACGGCCAGGAAUACGAGUAUGACUCUGAGGACCAGUUGCGCAAGGACGUGCGCAGACUCGUCCGACAGUACGUCGUCGAUGGAGACAGCAGCGAGUACUGCAGCACGUCCCCGUCCUCCGCCGGCACGGGGUCGCCCAAUCCCCGGCGCGGGACCAGCGUGGGAAGUGAGUCCGGUAUUGUUCGGGAGAAGAAGAGCAGCAAAUCCGCAUCACGUAGAAACAAGAGCGCUGCAGCCCUCGCGUAUCCUUCUCGCGCCACGCAAAAGAAGCUUUUGGCCGGGUUGGCGAAGUACGAGCAGACCUUGUCCGGGCCCAUGCGCAAACGCGGACGGAUCUACAAGAAGCGCAAGCUGCGGAAGGAAAAGGGCUUUGUCGGUUCAGAGUCCUUUCAGCGGCUCGCGUCGGGCGUGCGCUCGCUUGUGAACAAAAAGAAGAAGAUGCUGGGUGGCGGGAGACAGGACAACAUGGGCGGAGAGAACAGCAGCAGUCAGAGUCCGCACAAGCUGUCGCCGCUGCGGCUGACGAAGCACCACAACUGGAAUGAUCUCGCGGCUGCGCACCGGGAUCUGUUGAAUCAAGACAACAGUAGACAGCACGGGGGCAUGUUGGCUGCGACCACCAGUCAACACGCGCAGAAGGAACAAACGCUGGAAGAACUGAAUGAAGAAGAUUCAUCGAGUUGCAGUGCUUCAGCCCCGCCCUUGCCGCGGGCACCCGCAGGGUCGACGAUGACGGCGUCUUUCACUUCUGGUGCGGCUUCGGAAAACCCCACAGGAGGACAACAGCAACAAACACAGCAAGCCUCCUUUUCCUCCACCGCUGCGCGCAUCUACGCUGAUCAGGUGUCCGACGAUCCCCACCGGAUCACGCAGUUUGACGUGCAGAACUGGACGAAGACAGGGCCCAUCGACCAAACGCCGCCCUCGCGCGGUUUGUACUCCGCCAACACGCCCGACGACCCGCUUUCGGUGGGGAAGCAAGUGGAAUCUGCAAACGGAGGGAAUAGCAACCCCAACAACGGAACUUCUUCCAACGGCAAAUACGAUCCGAUCACGGAGGCGGCGCGGCGCCGGCGCACCUUGCAGACGCCGAAAACACCCUACCGGCAGCCCUGGGGGGUGCAGCCCACUGCGUUACCUCCCGCGGCGCCGGGGAACGACGUGAUAACGCCGAGUAAAGAGCAGUCGCAGAAAAGCUACUAUCUGCAGAACAAGGAGCAUAGUAGUUCCUCUGCGAAAAAGCGGAUGAACAAGCGGAACGAACCGGAAUACUUGAAAUGCUCUAAAACCUUCGCCGAGGGCGUGAUCCACCAUCGGAGAUUGAUCGGGACAAGGGAAAACAGCGCUUCCUCCGCAUCGUCCACUGCAGGCGACUUUGGGUUCGACGAGAGCACGCGACCACCUUUGCCAGCUGGUCUCUCAUCUUCAAGCAAGAAAUUAUACUACCACGCGCAGAGCCCCACGGGGAAGCAUACGCUCGACGCGGAUCUGUUUGCGGGUUUGGUGAACCGCGUGAAGGGGGCGAUGCCCGGUCCGCUUUCCGACGUGGAGAUGGGACAGCAGCGGGGCGGUGGACAGCAGGGAAAUGCGAACGAGGAGGACAGCGCGACAUCGCAAUCGAAUUCCCUAGGUCGGGUUCGGCUCGACGGCUGGCAUCGCGGGUUGAAUAACGUCGACGGGGAGUCGAAUGGAAGCAAAAAAGGCACAAGCGAUAUCGAGGUGGACGACGGGAAUUAUUUGGACGAUGUGAACGAAACGAUGUUGUCAAAAGUGCUGGAUGGCGGAGAGGAGGACGAACAUGAUGAUCGACUCGGGAAUGCCAUGGAUCCUGAUGCAAUGAAUAACAGUUCCGACAUUUCUGUCGUUCGCGGCGAAGCGCGCGUGAGUGUCGACGGACGGUCGCCGCAAAACCGAACGGAAAGAGCGUUUGUUUCUGACGAGGAACCGGGUGAAGCGGUAGAGCACGAUGGAACACCACUCGAGUCCCACCUCGUCCCGCAAUUCAGUGACACAUCCGAGAAAGACGCCGAGUCUGACACUGCCGUUUCUGGCGAUUCAAAGAAGAAUAUAGCCGCGAUUCAACAACGACAAAAAAACCUCUUACUUUCGCCCUCGGAACACGACCGGCCGCAGGGGCGCCGAACGACAAGGCGGGGGCAGGGGCAGCGCAGUGGGAGACCGAUCGAGACCGAGGUGACGCGGUUCAAACAGUUGAACGGUACUAGUACUGCAGGAGCGGCAGGCGGACCGCAACUACUCGGGUCGUCGAGUGCGACAUCAAAUGUGCAUCCCGCUACGAGCAAGCGGGACGCCAAGGCGAAAACGCUGGGACUGGGGACGACGACAAAUUUCUACAAUCGGGACACUCACUUUGCUUCGAUGGACAGUUUGGCCGGCGCCUCUGAAGACAUGACACAGGCGGCGAUUGAAUUGCUCCGGACAGGAAACACGGACAUUAUGAAAGUCGAAUCCGUUGGAUCGCUGUCCUUUGCGGGAGGUGGAAAUAACGCUACUUCCGCUGCCUCUUCCAGCAAAAGCAAGCAAAUGCAGCCAAAUCUUCCACCGCAGGUGCCUACAACCACGUCGACGUCCAGCACACAGAGAUUAGCGCAAGUCGACUUUUCGCAAGCCAUCAUGACGAGGCCGAAGGGCAGCCCGGCGGGGAGCGACAGGUCAUCUGACCAUCCUGCAGCCCCUGCGCAUGACAGUACUAAUAGUAACCUUCCGUCGAAUGCCAGUGGUGCAACAACCACGUCGACAGUGAAACCGCACGUGAUCGCGAAGCCGAAUUACUCCACGACGCAUAAUAAACCCGUGAUUUCGAGGACGAACUCGAAGGAGGACCGCGCGGAAGCGAUUUCUUCCUCUUUCACCAGCGCCCAGAAGCAGCAGCAAUCCGAAGUGGAGCAGCUCGCCGGCCUCGUCACGAACAAGGACGGCACGAUAGACAUUUUAUCGGCGAUGAACAAAAACCUACGCAAGCAGCUAAAGGAGAUCGGGGUGAAGGAUAGCAAAGAACAUCAAGCAGCAGGCGGUAGCACCACUCUACCAUCAUCACCAGGCGGGAAACUUGUGAAGGGGCAAACAAGUGGGCUCGUCGGCCGCAAGGACCAUCAUUUCUCCAGCACGUCGCGUUUCAUCCAGCAGCAAGUGGUCGAGGCAACCAGUUUGCAGGCAACCGCGACCAGCAAUCGUGGGUUCGGGUCAACUUUAGGUGGCGGCGGGACCAGCUCGCCGUUCAAGCGUUCACCCGGAAAAUUGCCCAGGAAGAAGGACCAGACCGCGCCGAGGUUCCUGUGAGCCUGGAGGGAGCAGGAACUGUUUUGUAAUUGAGCUGCUGUUGCGUGAGCCUGAAGUGCAUCACGUGCGAUGGACCGAUUAUUCAAUGAGCUAUGCAGGAAGGAAGUUCGUCGUCAACCUCGACGGCCUCGUUCUGACGGAUUAAGAUGAUAUGCGCGUUAUCCAGGUCGUCAGAAAAACUUUGAAAUACAGAACAUUUGUUUUCGGCGGGCUUCAAUUCAAAGGUAAGAGU
Molecule: messenger RNA, 4215 nt
Organism: Amoebophrya sp. A120
Lineage: Eukaryota; Dinophyceae; Syndiniales; Amoebophryaceae
Source: the annotation of a GenBank genome assembly